Messenger RNA from Malassezia sympodialis ATCC 42132, 384 nucleotides. NCBI's taxonomy places the organism in Eukaryota, Fungi, Basidiomycota, Malasseziomycetes, Malasseziales, Malasseziaceae. The record is from the annotation of a RefSeq genome assembly.
AUGGAGCAGGACCUGAACUCCCCGAUCACCCUGCGGACUCGCAAGUUCAUUACCAACCGUUUGCUCCAGCGCAGGCAAAUGAUCGUGGAUGUGAUCCACCCUGCCCGCCCUAAUGUGUCGAAGUCGGAGCUCCAGGAGAAGUUGGGUGAGCUGUACAAGUCGCCUAAGGAGCACGUCUUCGUGUUCGGCAUGCGCACCCACUACGGUGGUGGCCGCUCGACCGGUUUCGCUCUGAUCUACGACAGCAAGGAGGCUCUCGAGAAGUUCGAGCCUACUCACCGUCUCGUUCGCGUAUGUAUAUCCGACCUAUCACUAAUACAACAGAAUGGUCUUGCUCCUAAGAUUGAGAAGCCCUCGCGCAAGCUGCGGAAGGAGCGCAAGAAG